UUCAGUGAAUCAGUGCCCUUGGGUGAGAUUCGGCGGAGGUUUGAGCAGGUAAGUGAACGAGUUAAUGAAAUUAAGUGCACUUCAUAAACACCGUGGUGGUAGCAAAUGACCAUCUCUCUUUUGAGUAACAGUGUUGAUUGUGGUUUUAGAAAUGAGAGAGAUCAUGACAGGGACUAAGGCAUAGUAAUUAAGAACAACACUGGUCAGGCAAAACAAAACCGGUCCCUCUAAAAGCACAUAUAUUCCCCUCCCCAUUUUUUUCUAUAGCCUCGUCGUGGGAUCAGCAAAAGCAAAGUAUUACCGCAGUUAUGAUGGUUGCAGUCCUUGUGUUGCUUUUCAUCGCGUUGGUCGUCUUUAUCAUUUUCUUUAGUUUUCUCUUCUGCAGACUACGCUUCAUUAAAAUCCUCGGCUACUUUCUGGACACUUUCAUCCGAAUCAAAGGCUGCCUCAGAUCCUGUUGCGAGAGGACACAGGACAGCGAAGUGAAGUUCCUGCAAACCAUAAGGAAUUGGUGUCACAGGGCAUCAGUGAGUGACGAGAUGACCAUCGUGCACAUGCCAAGCAAUGUCACAGGCGCCGACGGAGAGGAGGUGCUACUGACGAACGGAACGCGAGGCGAGUAUUGUGCAGGGGCGCCAUUUCACACUUAUUUUCGUCAAGUCCCUUCCAACCGCGUUUUGAGAGAAGAUUUGGAAGCUUAUCUGAACCGCGUGGUGAGGAGAGGAGAUCUGGGGGCUGAGUUCAUGAAUAUACCAGUUUCGUUCAAUAAAUCGACGAGCAGCUUCAGUGCGCCGCCAAAUCGACCGAAGAAUAGGUACAGAAAUAAUGUUCUUUAUGACGACACCCGCGUGGUUCUGCAAAGCAAGGAAGGGAGUGACUACAUUAAUGCCAGCUUCGUGCAGGGCUGCCACGACUCCCGAGCUUACAUCGCCACCCAAGGACCCAAGGAUUAUAAAGAAAACACUAUUGAGGACUUCUGGAGGAUGGUUUGGGAGCAACAUUGCAACACUGUCAUCAUGCUUGCACGACUCAUCGAGGGGGGGAAGGUGAAAGUAGCCCAAUACUGGCCAGACGUGAAGAAAGUUCAGGUGACUUACGGUGACUUCAACUUAUCAAUCGUCAGGGAGGAAAAGGAACUUGACUAUUUCAUCAGGAAGUUCACGCUGACACACGCCCCCCCUUCCCCCCAGGUCACCCAGUACCAGUUCAUCGCCUGGCCUGACCACGACGUCCCGCAAGCGCCCUACACCUUCUCGCUCAUGACGCUGGAGAUCCGAAGAAGGGAGAUCACCGGGCCGCUCCUGGUGCACUGCAGCGCCGGCAUAGGCAGGACCGGCACGCUAUUACUGGUGCUUGUUCUCCUCGAUCAGCUGGACAGCGAGGGUUACAUAGACGCUCCUGCAUCGGUUGCUUCGCUGAGACAAGGAAGACCAAUGCUCGUUGAGAAUCAGAUACAGUAUCGUUUCGCUCAUCAGCUUCUGCUCGAGAUUCUGUACAGUGACGUCACGAAUUAUCCCGUGUCCGAUUUCGUCAAUUUGUUGCCUGAACUCGAUAAAGAGAUUAAAAUGCAGUACAAGAAACUAAAAGGGACGGAGAGGAAUCUGUCGUUCAAGUGGGCGUCGAAACCCGCCCACGCUGGACUCAAUCGCAACCUGGAUCUUCUUCCUGUGGACGGCCGCCAAGUGUUGCUCCAGAUGGUGAACGGCCAAGCCGAGUCCCAAUACAUCAGCGCUGUGCGGCUGAACGGCGUGACCCAGCGUGAUGCCACGGUGGUGAUGGAGCACCCGCUGCCAGUGACACUCGCUCAGGCCUGGAGGAUGAUCUACGAGAAGAAGGUCUCGGCCUGGGUCCUCCUCAACACCUACGGGGAGGAUGAGGUCGAGGAAUUUCCGCCUGUUAUUCCCGCCGGAGAGAUGAACCUCGGCUUCAUAACGCUCACGCUUGACGGAUCCCGAAGCAAGGGCUUCUGCCUCGAGUCUCAGGUCACCCUCGCGCCCGUGAGAUCGCGGUUCGCCGUGGCCCACUGCGUGCGGGUGCUGCAGCUGAUCGGGUGGCGCCGCGGGUCCGAGUUCCCCGACAGCACCAGCAACCUCCUUUCUCUGCUGGAAGCGGUGCGCGAGAUCCGGGGGAAGGCGCCGACCAGCCCCGUGGUCUUCACCUGCGGGGACGGCUGUACUGCGAGCGGGUUGGCGGCGGCGCUGGACGUUAUCCUCACGCGGAUUGACCUCCUGCGGGAAGUGGAUGUCUACAGGGCCGUGCAGGCGCUGCUCUACGAACGGCCGCAGUUCAUCACCUCCUUCAAAAUGAAACCAAGGGAGAAAGAAGAGGAGGAAACAUUGAUAAAUGUGUGAAUGGGGCAUAACGACAAGAAGUUAACGUAGCUGUAAUUGAUAUGUAGAUUGUCACUGUGGUCAUAAGAUUGACGUCA
This is a messenger RNA of Penaeus monodon (black tiger shrimp), 2428 nucleotides long. RefSeq names its product receptor-type tyrosine-protein phosphatase S-like. The record is from RefSeq and is a predicted model, not a curated record. Gene Ontology annotation, molecular function: protein tyrosine phosphatase activity. Gene Ontology annotation, biological process: protein dephosphorylation. Lineage: Eukaryota; Metazoa; Arthropoda; Malacostraca; Decapoda; Penaeidae.